Messenger RNA from Cyphellophora europaea CBS 101466, 375 nucleotides. RefSeq lists its product as uncharacterized. Lineage: Eukaryota; Fungi; Ascomycota; Eurotiomycetes; Chaetothyriales; Cyphellophoraceae. The record is from RefSeq and is a predicted model, not a curated record. The annotation marks the transcript as partial. The transcript has a single exon.
GCCAUCCCGCUGACAGCCAGCCGAGACCAUCUGGCAAAUGAGCGCACAUUUCACGCCUGGCUUCGAUUCUCGAUGUCGCUUUCCACCACCGGCGUGGUGCUAGCCCAAAUGUCACAGAUCCAACGGGCCGUCCAUCCCAGCCGAGAACGCGAGUUCAAAUAUUUUGUCCUUGGUGCACCCCAAGCUUGCAUUUGUCAGGCUGCAGCCAUCGUAGUCCUACUUAUGGGCUUUAUCAGAUUCUGGAAACAGGAGCGAGCAAUGUUGAAUGGCUUCGUAAGGGUCAGUGGAUGGGAGUUGUGGGUAGCAUUUGGUCUACUACUAUUGGUGAGGCAUUGCCCAAUGGAGAACGAGCUAUUGACUGAUACUUCCAGGUCU